AUGGUCGCGGAGGUUUACGUUGACGGAGAUUGGUUGUGGCCGCGUGCAUGGAGCUCUAGAUUUCCUUCUCUUCUAAAUAUGAGGCCGAUUACUUUGACUGAAUCCACGCAAGAUAAGCUAGUUUGGCGUUCUCGAUUGGGUAUAGAGGGAGAUUUCAGUACAUCGACGGUAUGGGAUGAUGUACGACAUGCUCAGAAUGAUGUCUCAUGGGGGAAGGUGGUGUGGUUUCCUCAAGCGGUUCCUCACCACUCGUUCUUUAUGUGGCUCCUAGUGAAUAGAAGAUUGAAGACACAUGAUGUUAUGGCUAAGUGGUCGGCGACGGGCAACACUAAUUUUAAUCUUCUUUGCUGUUCUUUGUGUAUGACUGGUCCAUAUUCUCACGAACACUUAUUCUUUGAAUGUAACUUUGCAUCCAAAGUUGGGAGUGGUGUGAAAGAUAGAGCUGGAAUGUCUAAUAUUAGUGAACAAUGGAACUCUAUUUAUGAUCACUUGGUGGGGAUCGCUACGUCUAAAAUGGCCCAACAUGUAAUUUCGAAGCUGGUGGUGGCCGCGACAGCGUAUUUGUUUGGCAAGAGAGAAAUGCUCGGCUAUUCUCGAACAAGAAACGGUCUCCGGAAAAGUUAG
Molecule: messenger RNA, 624 nt
Organism: Helianthus annuus (common sunflower)
Lineage: Eukaryota; Viridiplantae; Streptophyta; Magnoliopsida; Asterales; Asteraceae
Exons: 1
Coding region: 1-624 (207 amino acids)
Source: RefSeq, a predicted model, not a curated record